Molecule: messenger RNA, 4767 nt
Organism: Cynocephalus volans (Philippine flying lemur)
Lineage: Eukaryota; Metazoa; Chordata; Mammalia; Dermoptera; Cynocephalidae
Gene: CNTF
Product: ciliary neurotrophic factor
Exons: 2
Coding region: 112-714 (200 amino acids)
Biological process (GO): positive regulation of cell population proliferation; negative regulation of neuron apoptotic process; positive regulation of axon regeneration
Cellular component (GO): axon
Molecular function (GO): growth factor activity; cytokine activity; ciliary neurotrophic factor receptor binding
Source: RefSeq, a predicted model, not a curated record
AGUAGAGAAUGCCCAGUGGAUUUAGUCUGUGAGAGUCACAUUUCUUAUUUGGACCAGUGUAGACAGAAGCAAACCCAGCUCACUUGCUUCCUGGGACAGUUGAGUUAGGGGAUGGCUUUCACAGAGCAUUCAUCACUGACCCCUCACCGCCGGGACCUCUGUAGCCGCUCUAUCUGGCUAGCAAGGAAGAUUCGUUCAGACCUGACUGCUGUUAUGGAAUCUUAUGUGAAGCAUCAGGGUCUGAACAAGAACAUCAACCUGGACUCUGUGGAUGGUGUGCCAGUGGCAAGCACUGAUCGGUGGAGUGAGCUGACCGAGGCAGAGCGACUCCAAGAGAACCUCCAAGCUUAUCGUACCUUCCACGUUAUGUUGGCCAGGCUUUUGGAAGACCAGCAGGUGCAUUUUACCCCAGCUGAAGGUGACUUCCAUCAAGCUAUACAUUCCCUUCUACUCCAAGUUGCUGCUUUUGCUUACCAGAUAGAGGAGUUAAUGGUGCUCCUGGAACACAAGAUCCCCUCCAGUGAGGCUGAUGGGAUUCCUGUUGUUGUUGGAGAUGGUGGUCUCUUUGAGAAGAAGCUAUGGGGCCUAAAGGUGCUGCAGGAGCUUUCACAGUGGACAGUGAGGUCCAUCCAUGACCUUCGUGUCAUUUCUUCUCAACAGACUGGGAUCCCAGGACAUGGGAGCCUUUAUAUUGCUAAGGACAAGAAAAUGUAGCAGUUAGCCCUCUCUUCCUUGCUUUCUUUUCUAAGGGAAUAUACAAGUUCUCUGGGUCCUCAUUUUCCCAUCUUAAGUUUUUGAAAACCUUUAAGACCAGAGGCAUUUUCAUCAGAUAGGGUUGGACACAUGCACAAAUGGGCAUACAGGUUUAGUCUGGGUUGGGUGCAUGCAUGCGUGCGUGGGUAUGUGUGUGAUGGAGGGUGUAGGGAAAUGGCAGCGGGGACAGCAUUCUUCCACCUCAGUGCUCUGACCUUUCUACCCACUAAUUAACCUUUAUAGGCAUUUAACAGCCUUACAGACAGAUAUAUAUUUUAACUCUAGUUCUAGGUGUCUGAGCCAGUGAAUUAAAACUCAUGUACUUUCUACCUAAUUUAAACUCUUAGUUAAUAAAAAUAAUAAUAGCUAGCAUUUAUGGAAUAUGUACUAUAUUGAGGCAUUGUGCCAGUAUGUAUAUUAUGUAUAACGUCUACAACAACUUUGUAAGGCAGGUGGUGUUAUUCCCAUUAGGCAGAUGAGAAAACAGUCUCACAGAGGUUUGGUUAAGGUCACACAGCUAGCAAGUGCCACACUAAUUUGAAAAAAUCUUUCUCAUUGUAAAGCCUAUAUGCCUUUCACUUUAGAGGCUUAAUUAUGAACCUCUUAUCACUGUAUCUCUUUGUCACAGAGGGUUGGAAGAUGUACCCAUGUAAUCUAUCCCCACCACUAGAAAACAGCCCCCAUUACAUAACCUCAUAAGUCAGCAAUAAUUUUAGUGUUAAAAGCAGUAUUUGUUGCCUGUACUUGGCAAAAAGAGCAGCUGGAGAUCUUAAGAUUCUAUUUGGGGGAAAGAUUAGGCCCACCAAACUUCUGAGCCUUGGAAGCUGGGGAUGUGUUUUAAUACGGCCUAGUUUAAAGUAUCCAAGAACUAAAGAAUGUCCUUGAAUAUAGGCUUGGGCACAGCUUAUUCCACGUUACCUCAUGUUUACUGUAAUCAGUGAUGCAGUGGUAUAGGCACUGGAACCCAAGCAUUUAUGGAAAAGGGUGGAAUACUACUCAGGUUAAGAAGUCACAGAACUCCUUCACCACACAUUCUCUGGACUUAGUCAUGAAAAGAGGGUGAGUCCCGUUGAGUUCCCACUGGGAAUGCCAAAGAUUCUGAAACAAUAUACAACAAAGAGUUUGUGCUGUGCAGCAAAGGGGCAGGGCUCUGCAUUUAAUGUCCUUUGAGAAUCACACAGUACAGGUUGAGUAUCCCUCAUCUGAAAUGCUUGGGACCAGAAGUGUUUUGGAUUUUUUUCACAUUUAGAAUAUUUGCAUUACUUACUGGUUAAGCAUCCCAAAUUCAGAAUACAAAAUGAUCUAAUGAGUAUUUCCUUUGAAUGUCAUGUCAGCGCUCAAAAGUUUCAGAUUUCAGAGCAUCUUGGAUUUUGGAUUUUUGAAUUCAUGAUGCUCAACCUGUAUGAAAGAGUGGUAAAUAUGGGCUUUAGUGAAAAGGUCAUUUUUAGUAAGGCCUGUGUACUACUGGUGCAAUAAUAGAAACUCAAGAUUUUGGAUUGGAGGCCCAAGUCAACUUAGUUUAAUUAAUUGAGGCUUUUGAGGUUUUUUUUUUUUUUUUUUUUUUUGGUUUUUGGGGUUUUUUUUGGCAGCUGGUACAGGGAUCUGAACCUGUGACCUUGAUGUUAUAAGCUGCUCUUUAGACAACUGAGCUAACUGGCCAGCCUGCCUUCCAUGUUCUUAAUUGAACCAUACGUCAGAGAGGGCCAGCUCCCAUAGGUUGCAUGAGGAGGGGGUGACUUAGCUUUUAUCCUUUCCCACAUGGUUUCAUGUCCAAAAAUCUCAUGAAGUCAAUGUUACAAGAGGAUUCUGGGCUAGGUAUUAUGACAAUUCAGGAGGAAGUAAGGCCCUGCUUCCUAGUAUGCAUUUGUGGAAAUACAUUUAUAUGUAUGUAAGGUAAGAGAUCCAUACUAGAUUGUAAUUAUAAGUCCCGGGUUUAAGUGAUAGGGAGUUAAAGUAAGGAAAUCAAAGAGGGCCCAAAAUACUUCGUGCAGGAGGUCGGAGUUGUGUCUCAGAGGUUGGCUGAGUACAAAAUAGAGAAGAAUCAGGCGGAGAGAAAUGGAAGAAUUGCCAGCAUAGAGAAAAGUUAGACAAUAUUAAACAUUUGGGUCUAGCUACCAUUAGAGGCUUAUUGUUUGAUUUUACUUCGUUUGUAAUUUUGGUACAGGUAUAUGUCUCCCCACUGAAUGUAGAGAGGCUCACUUUAUUCAAGCUUUUCCUAAUUUAAAGUGUUUCUUCUGCUUAACAGCAUUUUUGAUUGAUAAAGUAUUUGCUUAUUAACGUGAAGCUCUAAGAUUUAGCUAGAUAAUAUUUUUGUUUAAUGGAGAAAGAUGUGAUUAAGAUUUCUUAGUGGGGAAUAACUGAUUAUGAAUUUGCUGGAUCUGAAAUGAAUAUUUUUGUAUUCAGCAGAUGUGUCAGAAGUUUCAGAAAUCAGCAGAGUCUGUCUUAAGCUCUGCUGAGUUGUGCUUAUGAAAGAAUAUGUAUGUAUAAGAAACAGAUUUGAAGUGGUAGAGUGUUCAGAAAAGGUACAAGUACUGACUAUUGAAUGGGAGGAGAUAGGUAGAUGUGCAGUUAAGUCACAGAAGCAGCAAGUCUUUACCGAGUGCAUUCCUAGCACUGUGCUAAGAGCUGUGUAUCAGAUUCUCCUUCAGGAAACUCGCAAUAUGCCUCAAAAGAAGUAUGGAGAAACCUCUUAGAAAAAGAUAGAUAAAGUAAAGGGGAGAUGAGAACUUAGCAAUAUAAACGUGUAUGAUAUCUAAAUGUGUAGACAUUGCCUCAUGCUUAUCUAAAAUAGAUAAAUUGAAUAAGGGACUGAAAAUGAGCCAGUGUUCUAGGUAGGUGUCUUAUAAUACCAGUAAUGUUGACACUCACUGUGAAAGUACAUAUUUUCUAAGGAUUCUCAACCCAAAAGAGAUUUUUGUUCUUUUGAUUUUAUUCCCUUGGUUCUUAGAUCUACAUAAGGAUAGGAUCUCUGGGAAAUCAUAUAUGAUAUAACUAUAUAGGUAGAGUUAUAGUUAUCAAUAGGGUGCAUAAAUUCAGUUUCUUCCCUCUAACUCUUGUGAAAAGGAUUCCUUCCAUCCUACUGCCUCCAGAAAAGUUCUCUCUGUGGGGAGAGAAAAUCUCAUUUUCCUGAGUCUGUCAAGGAAUUGCAUGGAUGGGAUUUGAGAAGUUUUUCUUGCAUGAAGAGGAUGAUUUGGAAAAGGCUUGCAAAUUAGCCCAAACUUGAAGGCCAACCGUGGAAUAAAAUUAACUUUAAGAUAAUCAGGUUUGAGACAAACGAGAGUUUUAAUGAAAAUGGAAAGUAUAAAGUCAUAGCCCUGGAAUUGCUGUUAUUUCAGGCUGCUGUGGAUUAAAGCCCAAUGGAUGACUCACUGUUGUAACCACUGGUCAAACGGAGAGGACAAGUAAAUACUUCAGGGAGACAUAUCUGAAAAGUUGUUUAGAAUGACUUUUGAUUGUGAAUCCUCAGCUCCUCAUAAGGUACCUGAGCAUCAUAUCCCUUAUUAAGAGGUAAUAUAGAGAUGUAGGAAGCAGAGCACCUCCACCAGGAUGAGAAAGGGAUUAGUGAAGAGGAAAGGGGAAAAAAAGUAGAAUUUGUAUUUCACUUCAACUGAUUUAUCGCGUGUGUGUGUGCGUGUGCGUGUGUGUGUUACUAACACAGUGCUUAGGUCAGGGCAUUCUUUAAAAAGAAUGCUUUGGCCUCCUGCCUCAUCCCACCUCUACUUCAAGCAUCAGACCCAAGAAUGAGCCCUUUGAAUGUCGGUGCAUUUAAAAAGUAAAAUAUGAAAAAAUAAAAUAAUAAGUGAAAAAUGAUUUUAAAAACUUCAUCUUUUUGGAUCAAAAGCUUCUAUAGAGCUCUGAGGAUUACAGAUAAAGACAGUGAAAAGAUAAUUUGAUCUUUGGACGAAAUGUGUGUGGAGUGUAAGAUAAGAAAAUUCAUGUGCUUGGGAUUCUUAACACAAAAUAUAUGACUUGGAUUGAUCUAUUUUUGGCACAUAGAAAAUAAAAGAUGCAAGA